CAUACUAUUAAAAUAAGAUACUUGGCUUAAAAGCUAGUUUUGUUUUAUAAGCACCUAAGGCAGAGGAAAGACAGAGUUAUCAUUUCAAAGAAAAGAGAAAACAAGUAAGAACAGUUAGAUAAAGAAAAAAGUGUCUUGUGACUUGAAAUUUGUGGAGCAACAAUGGCAACACCAAAAAGAUCCUAUGAUCAACAACAUCAACAAGUGAAGAACUCAGGAAUGAUUAGCAACAUGCAAAGUCCAAGAAGAGAUGAAAGGGAAGAGGAAAUGUCAAGAUCAGUUCUAGCAAUGUUCAAAUCAAAGGAAGAAGAAAUUGAGAGGAGAAAAUUGGAGGUUAGAGAUAAGGUUCAUGCUCAUCUCGGUCGAGUCGAAAAGGAAACACAGCGAUUGGCUGAGAUAAGACAAGAGAUUGAGGGAUUCACAGAUCCAAUGAGGAAGGAUGUUGCAAUGGUUAGAAAGAAGAUAGACAUGGUUAACAAAGAGUUGAAGCCAUUGGGUCAAACAUGCCAGAAAAAGGAGAGAGAAUACAAUGAAGCUCUUGAGGCUUUCAAUGAGAAAAACAAAGAAAAGGCUCAACUUGUUACAAAAUUAGUGGAGCUUGUGACUGAAAGUGAGAGAAUAAGGAUGAAGAAGCUGGAAGAUCUAAGCAAAAAUAUAGAUACACUUCACUAAGAUAUGCUAGUGAAAGUAACCUUGUGGGUUCAGUGUGCUGUUGACUAGAAUCCUUAUCAUUUAAUGUUGUAGAGUUUGUGAUUUCAAUGUAUUUUAAUUUUUCUGACUUAGGGAAAAAUUGUCUAAUAAAAGUGUGUACUAAACACCUGAAUUGCAAAAUUUUUUUUCUUAAAUUCGCCGUAAUUAGGAUAUUUGACUCUUUGCGAAAACUAUAUACUUUGAAUAGCUCUUUAUAUUAUACUAUUGUUUAAUUGA
This is a messenger RNA of Trifolium pratense (red clover), 927 nucleotides long. RefSeq lists its product as uncharacterized. NCBI's taxonomy places the organism in Eukaryota, Viridiplantae, Streptophyta, Magnoliopsida, Fabales, Fabaceae. Bases 163 to 672 code for a protein of 169 amino acids. The transcript is spliced from 4 exons. The record is from RefSeq and is a predicted model, not a curated record.